Sarcophilus harrisii (Tasmanian devil) is the source of this 2172-nucleotide messenger RNA. RefSeq names its product transcription initiation factor TFIID subunit 4-like. The record is from RefSeq and is a predicted model, not a curated record. Lineage: Eukaryota; Metazoa; Chordata; Mammalia; Dasyuromorphia; Dasyuridae. Gene Ontology annotation, cellular component: transcription factor TFIID complex. Gene Ontology annotation, molecular function: DNA binding; protein heterodimerization activity; RNA polymerase II general transcription initiation factor activity. Gene Ontology annotation, biological process: DNA-templated transcription; transcription initiation at RNA polymerase II promoter.
AUGGAUCUGAGUUCAGAAAUAAGGCAGAAGCCAAGGACUCCAACAGCUACUACAAGUAGUAUCCGAGCAACGUUGACUCCUACAGUUUUAGCACCCUGUCUGCCUCAACCACCUCAGAAUCCUACAAAUAUUCAAAAUUUUCAAUUACCCCCAGACUUGGCACAGAUGCAGGCACAGGCCCAUGCUCAGUCCCAGCCUCAGAAUACCAUGGCACCAUGCCCUGCAACUUCCACAAGUGCCCCUCCUGUUCAGAUAUCAACUGUGCAGGCUCCUGGAACACCAAUUAUUGUGCAAGUGACACCAACUACCAUAAUUAAGCAAGAGUCUCAGGCACAAACAACGGUACAGCCAACUACAACAUUACAGCAUUCUCCUGUAGUCCAGCCUCAGAUUGUUUUGGGUAGUACUGCACAGAUAACUGCAUUAGGAACAACCUCUGCUGUACAGCCUAGAACUCCUCAAAGGACUGUACAACAAGGAACCACAGCAACUUCUGCUGCCGCCACAGAAACUAUGGAAAAUGUGAAGAAAUGUAAGAAUUUCUUAUCUACAUUAAUAAAACUGGCCUCAUCUGGUAAACAGUCUACAGAGACAGCAGCAAAUGUCAAAGAACUAGUACAGAACUUGCUAGAUGGGAAAAUUGAAGCAGAAGAUUUUACCAGUAGGUUAUACUGAGAACUUAAUUCUUCACCUCAACCUUACCUCGUGCCUUUCCUUAAGAGGAGUUUACCUGCCUUGAGACAAUUAACACCAGAUUCGGCAGCUUUUAUCCAGCAAAGUCAGCAACAGCAGCCCCCGACACAAGCAACAACUGCCCUGACAGCAGUGGUGUUGAGCAGCUCCAUUCAGUGCACAGCAGGGAAGACUGCUGCUACUGUCACAAGCACUCUUCAGCCGCCAGUCAUCAGUCUGACACAACCCACACCAGUCACCGUUAGCAAACAAGGACAACCUACACCUCUGGUUAUCCAACAACCACAGAAACCAGGGGCAUUGAUAAGACCUCCGCAGGUAAUAUUGACACAAACUCCUAUGGUAGCAUUGAGACAGCCACACAAUUGUAUUAUGCUCACAACUCCUCAACAAAUUCAACUAAAUCAGCCUCAAACAGUUCCUGUGAUCAAACCUGCUGUAUUACCUGGCACCAAAGCUCUUUCUACUAUUUUGGCACAAGCAGCUGCUGCACAAAAGAAUAAACCUAAAGAACCUGGAGGUGGUUCUUUCAGGGAUGAUGAUGACAUUAAUGAUGUUGCAUCAAUGGCAGGAGUAAACUUAUCAGAGGAAAGUGCAAGGAUAUUGGCAACAAAUUCUGAAUUAGUGGGCACAUUAACAAGAUCUUGUAAAGGUGAAACCUUUCUCCUUUCAGCACCUUUACAAAGAAGGAUAUUAGAAAUAGGUAAAAAGCAUGGAAUAACAGAACUUCAUCCUGAUGUAGUAAGUUAUGUGUCACAUGCAACUCAGCAAAGGCUACAAAACCUCAUAGAAAAAGUAUCAGAAACUGCCCAACAAAAGAAUCUUUCUUAUAAGGAUGACGAAAGAUAUGAACAGGCAAGUGAUGUCCGGGCACAGCUCAAAUUCUUUGAACAGCUUGAUCAAAUUGACAAACAGAGGAAAGAUGAACAGAGAGAAAUUUUAAUGAGAGCUGCAAAGUCUCUAUCUAGGCAAGAAGAUCCAGAACAACUUAGGUUGAAACAGAAAGCAAAGGAGAUGCAGCAACAAGAGCUAGCACAGAUGAGGCAAAGGGAUGCCAACUUAACUGCAUUAGCAGCAAUUGGUCCUAGGAAGAAAAGGAAAAUGGAUUCUCCGGGACCUGGAUCAGGGACAGAAGGUUCUGGAACAAGUAUAGCAGUCCCAGGCAGUUCUGGAGUUGGAACGACGAGACAGUUUAUGCGACAAAGGAUAACACAGGUCAACCUCAGGGACCUCAUAUUUUGUUUAGAAAAUGAGCCAGAGACAAGCCAUUCACGAUUGCUAUACAAAGCAUUCCUUAAGUAAAAUGGAAAAGAUCAAGGUAUUUUUGAUGGAGACGCCUGGGGACAUUUUUAUAUAUUUGCAGAUUACGCCUUUUUUUGUAACAAGCAAAUGGGAUAUUGUUUAAAAAACAGCCACCUCUUUACAUGGAACAGUUUUAUAUUCCUGUUUAUAAAUCAGCUCUUCAGUAUGAGAGAAAGU